AAUCGCUUUUCCAUCACGUCUACAUCCUGUAACAACAACCUUUAACUACAGUUUAUAACCAUGGCAUCCGAACAAGAGGCGCGAAGCUUAAACGGCGAGAUUAAACUGGGAAAGCACAUCGGCAAUAGCACGAAGAGCUUGUUGCAUGAGCUCCUCAGGUUCACGAACGGCAGAGUCUUCACGAAAGCCAUCGCAGCGGAAAGACCGCGUUCAGUGGUAUUCAGAAUACUAGGUUCCGACAGAAUCCUUAUCGAAUACAAUGAUGACGGCCUUACCAAGGCAGAUCUGGAGGCAAUUCGCUGGCCAGCCAGCGAAGAACAAUUGAAGGCAUCCAAUUUCAAAGAAAUUUUCAUAGCCUGUAAGAAGGUUCAUAUUCAGUCCGGAAAUUUCUCAUUUGAGUUUCAGCACAACAUACUUGACCUAACCGACAGCACGAUAAGUCCUGUUUGGGUCUCUUCAGCUGAAAUUGCCCCCAUCAACUUGACUCGCAUUACACUUCACCUUCAUGACCAAGGAAGCAAAGAAGAUGUUGAGAAUCUGAGAAAAAUCAUUCAUCAUCAAUUCGAGGAGCUGCACGAUGCAACUCUUCUCUUUCUCAAAGAGCUUGAAUUCAUGAGGAUUGAAUUCUGCGACAUGAAUGACAAAAUCCAUCGUUCCAAGAGCUGGAAGAAGGAAAAUGUUGAUGAGUAUCGAGUCCUCGUAACUGUGACCAGUAUUGGACAAGGCAAAGUGAGCACCGACAGCCAGCUUUAUCAUCUUACAGAACAGCCCCUGGACCAUCUGGCAACGAGUAUCAUACUGGCCUUUCCCCUCACAGACGACUUCAAGCCUCGAGCUGAUGAUACUAUCGUAAGGAAAUUAUUCAACUUUGUGCCACUGCGAACAUGGUCAUACGGGUUCCACGUUCACUCUGACUUCAGUAUUCAAGAUGAGCGGCAUGAUAUGGCUACAGCAUCAUUAGCCCAGAUGUUCCGCCUCUCCGAUCAAUUUGCGACAGCAUUCUGUCAAGCCAUUCUACAGUUCCUCGAGCAUCCAACGCUUUGCUAUCACUGGUCACUGUUCCUUGCGCCAAGAGGGAUCCUCCCAGACCCAUUUGGAGUUACUCUAGAUACCUCUGUUCGACUAUGUAAGGCGCAAAAUCCUAUCCUCGGAUCCAGGAAACCAAAACACUGGCGCCUUAUCAGUCACCUAGCCUUCCUUGGCUCGGAUUUUGAAGACAGCGAUAAGAAACCACUGUUGGAAGAUCCGAUGAAUGAUGCAUUUCUUUCACCCGAAUACCCUCCGACUGUCGCACUUGAGCUGAAGAAAUAUGGUCUCGCGGCUUUGACCAGUACUCAAUUUCUCCAUCUUUUGGAAAUGGAUCUGAGGAGCCCUAAUUCAAAGAUGCACACGGAAACCUCGAAAGAUUGGCAAAAUGCUGUAGCUCGUCUUCUCUCAAAGACUUUCACCCAUGAUGGAUAUUCCCGGAUGAAAUCACUUCCUCUCAUUCAGCUCACAGAUGGCAGUUGGACAUCAAUAACGUCAGGACCAGUGUAUUUUUCUACUGCUGGGAACGUUUGUAUACCUGAAGCUUUGGAUCUUCGAGUGGCUUCUCACUUGGCAAGCCGAGAACCCGAACAGAGAUCUUUAUAUCAGCAACUCGGAGUUUUUCAGGCGACUGUGAUUCAAGUCAGACAGAUGAUUUUGGACUGUUUCAAAUCUUCUAGUACCCUAUCCCUUGAAGACGUUCAAAGUUAUCUUCAUUAUCUAUACCUCACUCAUCAAUCCUUUGAUCCCGACAGUGAGCAUCCUUAUCAAGAAGUGCGGGUUUUCACAAUGGACAUGAAACUCCAGUGUCCCCAGAACACCGUUAUCUACUUAUCUGGAACGGGUGAUCCGUAUAGCCUUGAGAGCUUCCUCGACCCCGCCUUGUUGGUGGCUAACCUUCAAAACAACUUCUUGCACCCGGAAAUAUCGAACAAUGGACCGAAACAACCCAGUCUUUUCCAUCCAUCUUGGAAAUCAUGGCUGUGCAAAUGCGUUGGCAUACGGGAACGAUUAAGUCUAUCAGGUCCAAAAUCAGUUGCCAAGUCGAAGUCCACAAAAGAUGAUUCCUCAGCAGCUGACGAGAAUGGACUUUUGUCCACUUCUCUUGAGUUUGUAUCCAAGCAUCGUCCAGACAAGUUCUUAGGCGUCCUUGAGCACCUUUGGGCGUUGGAGGGACCUGCAAUACUGAAGAGUCCAGCCCUUGUGUUAAAGAUCAAAAGCUUUCCUUCACCGACCCUGUGCAACGUGGAGUCCUCACAGGAGCUACAAGAGACAUGGGUUCCAUCAAAACAUCUCAGAAGCUGCGUGAGCAAUUUCAUGGAGCAUCCUAAUGAGUUCCCAUUGCUCAAGCUUGACGAGGAGAGAGAUGUUGACCUAGCCCUCACAUCGAAGUGGGGUUUUCUGACAAAGCAUUUUGGUGUGAAGUGGAAAUAUGAUAUGAGCUUUCUACUGGAGAUUUUGAAGUCUAUUAGGCGUCAUUCAGGCACCAUCCUAUCAUCUUCGCAGAUAGAGAAAGUCCUUGCAUUGUACGCUGCUAUAGGUGCAAGGUUCCGUCUAUCCACAACCGAUGAGAAGGAGCAAGCAUUGGACUUCUUCAAUGAUUCUGCUAUACUAUACAUCGAUGAUCAAGGACCAGCCUGGACGGGGUCUUCAAGUUGUCUUUGGGCGGCACCUCCUGACAUGGUCUCCGCGGACUCCCUCAAGGUCUUUUAUGAGAAGAUGAGUUACGACGAACAGCAAUUAACGGUUCUCACCGAUCUAUUUCAUAACGAGCUCAACAUUCAAAAUGCUACAGCUGAAGACUUGGUACAAGAGCUAUCUAUACUACGAGAUGAAGGCUGCGAAGAUGUUACCCGCGUCGCAGGUAUCUACAAGUAUCUAAACCAGAUGACUGAAUCUUCUGACAUAAUACGAAGAAUCAAACGUGGUUUUGAAGACUGUGAGCUCAUAUUAGUGAAGCAAAACGAUUUUACGGAAUGGUUCAGCGCUUCAGACUGCUUUUGGUCCGAGGCUAAUACGACUGAGCUGAGUAGCAGCCUGAAACAGUGCUAUCCUGACCUUAAAGACUUCUUUCUUGACAAGGUGGGUAUCAAGAUAUCAGCCUACGAUGAAUUGCUGAACACGACUUCAAACGAGCCACAUGCUAUCAAGAUGGCUGUCUUUUCUUUUAUGCAUGAGGUUGGCGAACUGAUUCCGAGGUUCCCUGCCAAGCCAAUCCAAACGGCAAAGAUCUUCCCUGUCAGGUAUCCUGACGGGACUGUUUCACUUUGUUCUGUUGAAACAGAGUUUGCCAUUGCCGAUCGGGAAAAUCUUAGAAGGGAACUGGAAGAAAAGGUUAAGAUAUUAGACUUCAAUCUAAAAGAGUCACGCUGUCUCUGGCCUUUUUUCGAAUGGCUCGAGAUUGAAGACCGAUAUCUCUCAAGGUGUGUGAAAGAGUUGGUCACCAUAUCUCCAAACGACUCUUCACUGCUACACGGCUCGAAAAUAUGUGAUUUGAGACGUAAAUCAUAUCAUAUUACUCGAGUUGCCUCGACCUUUGGCACUUAUGGACCGUGUGGAGACGCGGCUAUGCUAUUCCAACGUCUGAAGACACUACGUGUUGUCGAAUUUUCUAGCAUGUCUUCCACAUUGGAAAUGACUCAAGAUGAAGAAAUAGUCCGCUCUACGCCAAAGCCUACCAUCGCUCAUGUAUCUGAUUACAACAUUAAUUUCACGAUCUACGUGCCUAAAGACAAGAAGGCACAACAACUAUGCUUAUUCUCAGUUUUGCCAAGAAUUCUUGAGAAAUGGCUCAGGCAAGACGUUUAUACCCGGCAUACAUCCGAAGUGGUUAGUGCCCUCACUUCAAUCAUUGCCAGCGACGUUUCCGUUCUGGAUGAGAUACUUGAGGAUCAAGGUAUCAUAGAACUGCCUUUCGAAAGACACGAUCUCGACGACACCCAAAUAUCUUCCAUAGGCAAGUCUACACGAAAGAUAGUUGUGAAACUUCCCGGAGAGGACGAAAGAAAAACACUUGUUCUUCGGGAGCGUGAGUCUGCUUCUGAAGUCGCAAAUAGGGAUGCGAGCGUGUAGCUUGGUGACCUGGGUCUAUGGUAACCUUGAGAAGUGUUAUAGCAUUUGAAGAAACAUGAAUAGAAGUCCAUGCCGAAUACUUUGAGUCUAUCGUGCAGCUAUUAAAACAACUUAGAGAUAUCAUUCACUACAGUGCC
This is a messenger RNA of Fusarium redolens, 4235 nucleotides long. RefSeq lists its product as uncharacterized. The transcript is spliced from 6 exons. The record is from RefSeq and is a predicted model, not a curated record. Lineage: Eukaryota; Fungi; Ascomycota; Sordariomycetes; Hypocreales; Nectriaceae. Bases 61 to 4098 code for a protein of 1345 amino acids.